AGAGCAUUCUUGAGACUGAAUAUUUCUUAUCGAGUCCUUUGAAGUAUAAUUUAUAAAUAAACUUGUAGAUAUAUUUUCCAGAGACGUAUGAGUGUUCUAUAAUAAUAUAUUAUAGGGAAGAAUUAUAGUUGAAGAAGACAAUGGUUCGCUGUUGGUAUGCGGCUGACGUCACGCCUGAGCGAGACCAGCGUUCAGAGCUGCAACUGGACCCGCCCCAGCCAAUCGACAUCCAGCAAGUCGGCGAGCUGACAGGCGUUCUCUACUGGAAGAUCGAUGCUGACAACUACAAGUCGGAGGGCAUUUUGGACAAAAUUCGCAAGGAAAGAGGCUACUCAUAUGAAGAUGUCAUCGAAGUUAGCCCGGACACUCUACCCAACUAUGAACAGAAGAUAAAGAAUUUUUUUGAGGAGCACCUCCAUACGGACGAGGAAAUUCGUUUCGCUCUGGCGGGCUCCGGCUACUUCGACGUAAGAGACCCGCAGGACCGCUGGAUCAGAAUUGCUCUGGAGAAGGGAGACCUGAUCGUUCUGCCUGCUGGCAUCUACCACCGCUUCACCCUCGACGAAAAGAACUACAUCAAAGCGAUGCGGCUGUUUGUCGGCGAGCCCGUGUGGACCCCGUACAACCGUCCAGCUGACGACAUGGAGGCCAGGAAGCAGUACGUCCACAAAUUUUCCUGAAAAAAUUUUAAAUAGUGUUUAUUUUCUUUCUUUUAACUUGCAGUUGGUAAUGUGUUUAUUAUUAACCUCUAUAACAUGAAAAUUUUCAUCUCCGACGAAUGUGAAUUUAGGAUUAAAUCUAAUGUCUGAAUUGCUGAAUUUGAUUAGCUCAAAGUCAAUUGUUUAUGUUGGACAUUUACACAAUACUUUAAACUGUUUUAAACUUGAAGGAUAUUUUAUAAAUUUACCUAGAUAAAAAAACACGUUCACUUCAUAUUCUGCAUUCAUUGUAAUGGUAUACAAGCGUGACAAUUAAUUUGUGUAUACUUAACUGGCUUCUUAAAUAGUAGAUUGGUGGCUAUACACUCA
Messenger RNA from Hyalella azteca, 1028 nucleotides. It is a transcript of the gene Adi1, whose product is annotated as 1,2-dihydroxy-3-keto-5-methylthiopentene dioxygenase. Gene Ontology annotation, molecular function: acireductone dioxygenase [iron(II)-requiring] activity. The transcript is spliced from 4 exons. The record is from RefSeq and is a predicted model, not a curated record. Bases 141 to 680 code for a protein of 179 amino acids. Lineage: Eukaryota; Metazoa; Arthropoda; Malacostraca; Amphipoda; Hyalellidae.